GUCCGGUCGCCGGGUGCGCGCGCAGCUCGACUGUUUUCCCGGCCGAAGCACGUGAGCGGGUGACGUCACCAGAAGCGGCAUCAUGGCAGCGGCGGCCAAGGUUGUAUUUGAACAAGAUGGCGUGUUCAUUCAUUCAUACGCCGAGAGAAAUGUUGAACAAGCUACACUUCGUGGGAUUCUGAGGUUGAUUGAUAAGGGUUCAGGAGCUGUGGUGGAUUGGACACCGGUGGAUGACUCCCUGGAUUCAUCAAAUAUUUUUUUUGCAGGAAAGGAUUCCAGUUCAGUUGUUGAAUGGACACAGCCCCCGAAGGAAAAAUCGUCCAGAAAUACCAUGCAUCAAAUUAGUUGUGAAGCUGAAUGGGAUAUGCUAAAUACAGUUUCCUUCAAAAAAAAAUCCUUUAUGAAUGGUGAUGAUGAUUCAGUGUAUACCAUGAGUAAAAGAAGUAAAUGGGCCUUCUCCUUCAGUCUGCCUGAUCUGCAAUCCAUCAAAAUAAAUACAGAAGACAUGGGCUGGUCAUAUAUGGUAUUUUGCCUUUGGGAUAAUACCUUUCUACCAGCUCUUCAUUUUCAUCAUGGGGGCAGCACAGAUUUACUCCAGUGUCUUAAGAGAUAUAUUCUUCUUAGUGAAUCACCACAGGAUGCCCGAGUACUCCUGGUUGCAUACAAUACCAAAGCACUUUCUCAGUCUUUUGAAAACCUAUUUGAAGAAAAUGCAGUUGGUUUAGUGCAUAAAUUUAAGAAAGAUCCAUAUAUAGCAACGUUCGGAGGCUUCUCCAAAGUUACAAAUUACAUUCUUGAUGCUUUUCGUGGUUAUGAAGUAACGCCCAAACAAAGACCUGCUUCCGAAAUGGAUCUCAACGACUCUAUUUCAGGCCUGGAAAUUAAUCAUCAAGAAGAACCAGGUUUUGAAGUCAUCACACGAAUUGACCUUGGCACAAGGCCCGAAAUUCAAAGAGGUGAACCAGUUACUGCUGAUAGGUGGUCUCAGAACAUGGAUACUGAUGAAAAAAUUCAAGAUCCAGAUAGCCUGAAAAAAAUAAUAUUCAAAGGGGGACUUUGCCACACAGUUAGAAAAGUGGCAUGGAAAUUUCUUCUAAACUUUUUUCCAUGGGAUAGUACAAAAGAAGAUAGAAAGCUGCUAACCAAAAGAAAAAUAGAUGAAUACUUCAGGAUGAAGUUACAGUGGAAGUCAGUCAGCGAAGAACAGGAGAAAAGAAAUACACGAUUAAAAGACUACAGGAGCCUUAUAGAGAAAGAUGUCAACAGAACAGAUAGAACAAAUCCGUUUUAUGAAGGACAAGAAAAUCCUGGAUUGAUUCUAUUGCAUGACAUCUUAAUGACCUACUGCAUGUAUGAUUUUGAUCUUGGCUAUGUCCAAGGAAUGAGUGAUUUGCUUUCCCCUAUUUUGUAUGUUAUGGAAAAUGAAGUGGAUGCCUUUUGGUGCUUUGUAGCCUUUAUUGAACAAAUGCAUUGUAACUUUGAGGAGCAAAUGCAAGGCAUGAAAACAGAACUAUCACAGCUGAGUACAUUACUUAAAUUGCUGGAUCUUGGGUUCUGGAAUUAUCUUGAAUCUCAAGAAUCUGGAUAUCUCUACUUCUGCUUCAGGUGGCUUCUGAUUCGGUUCAAAAGGGAAUUCAGCUUUCAAGAUACUCUUAGACUUUGGGAGGUUAUGUGGACUGGGUUGCCUUGUCAGAAUUUUCAUCUUCUGAUAUGCUGUGCUAUACUAGAUACCGAAAAACAGAAGAUAAUAGAAGACCAUUAUGGCUUUAAUGAAAUUCUAAAGCACAUCAAUGAGCUGUCCUUGAAAUUGGAUGUAGAUGACGUGCUUUGUAAAGCAGAGGCAAUUUACAGCCAAAUGAAAAAUUGCAAGGAAUUGCCGCAGGCUGUCGCUGAGAUUCUUGGGCUGAAGGAUAGUACUAUCGUAACCCCAGAUCUGGAAACUGGUGUGUCAGAAACAAGAGUUACCAAAACUCCCUGGAAGACAAACCAUUCAAAUGCAACAGCAACCUCCCUUACAGAGGCGAGUGAAGAUUUAACGGGGUAUAGAGACACUGCUCAAAAUGGGCUCAAAAUGACAGUUGUUGAGUGAAACUAAUGGCUGCAACUUUUUGAAAUCCAUGAGAUGCCACAAUUUGUUUACUUUUUGCUGAAGUCCUUGUCAGUAUUUGGAUUGAUCAAUGGGUUUAGUUAUGUGGUGUAAGAGAAUGAUAGGACAUAUUGCAAUUCCAAGUGUUUAAAAUGAAUGUAGAGGAAAUACGUUUUUCUAAUUACUUAAACCAUAAUGGCCUUCAUUGGGUAAUGCAUUUUUCAGACCAUGUCAAGCACUUGCAUGGAUGCUGGAAAACAAAGAAUUUGUUUUGUAUUGAUAUAAAAAAAUAUUUUGUUAAUUCACGGAAGUUUAUCCAGUUAGUGUAUGGUUUUAUUUUUUUAAAGGUUUUCUUUUUCUCAGAAAUAAUUAGACUAAAAUUCAUAAUUAAUUGAAUUAAAAAUAUACAAGAUUAAAUUAAAUCUUAAUUGGCUCGUCCAAUCCACAGAUGAUUAAUUCCACCCAUAACAGGGCAUCCUAUGUGAUAACUUGCAUUUUCAUGUGACCAGUUUUUGUGGGAAGUGAGACUUUUUGGCAAGCAAAUGUACUGGUUAGGUGAUAAUAAGCUAUCAUUUAAUUUUUUUUUGCAAAAGCUCUACCAAUUUAAUUAUUUUAAGUAAUGAAGCGAUGUUUUGCGCUGCCCUCUGGAUUUGGAAUUAGCUAUUCUAAUUGUUCUAAUGUGAUUGCUCACAAGAGUAUAGAAAAUGAUCUGAGAUUACUGAAAAUUGGACUGAUUAAAUUAAUCUACAGUGGUGUAAGAAUGUCCUAACUGUUUUUGUCACUGCCGUGUUAUAUGCUGUGUCAAUUAACAAACAUUUAUAUUAUAAUGUUAAUAAUAAUGCCGGAGGAUGAUUUGAUUUACCACUUUAACAUAUACUUGCAAGAUCUGAAGUUAAUUGACAGCAUUACCUUUCAGGAUCCCAAUAAGGUUUUGCAUGUAGUAGAGAUGAUCACAUCUGCCAAAAAAAGCUUGCUCAAAUUACAAUUAACAGCAUCCUUAGUAAACUAACAACCCCACUCAAAAGUUCCCCCAAAACAUUUGUAUACUUUUCUUCAGCUGACAAUAUUUGUUGAGAAGCUUAAUUUUAAAGCUGUAGCAUUGCUGGUCCAUACAUUAAUGUAUGGUACAAUAAAGCACAUUGAAUAAAUCUAUAACUUGAAUUACCAUAUGCUUUUUAAUGUGUUAAGAAUGUACAGUGGCAAAAUUUCUAACAUUGUAAAAAGCCUGAAAAUUUGUAUUCUGAAAAUAUGUAUAAAAUGUAAUAUAUAACUUUCCUCUAUAUAAUAAGUAGUUUGUUUUCACAACACCAAUUUGUUGAGCGAAUGAGUUGGAAAAAAUUCUGUUUGUGCUGUUUGCAUGUUACUGCAGAAAAAAAAUCUCUUGCCUUUUAAA
Amblyraja radiata (thorny skate) is the source of this 3479-nucleotide messenger RNA. RefSeq names its product TBC1 domain family, member 15 (gene tbc1d15). Gene Ontology annotation, biological process: activation of GTPase activity. The record is from RefSeq and is a predicted model, not a curated record. Lineage: Eukaryota; Metazoa; Chordata; Chondrichthyes; Rajiformes; Rajidae. The coding region runs from base 83 to 2089 and encodes 668 amino acids. The transcript has 17 exons. Gene Ontology annotation, molecular function: GTPase activator activity.